Molecule: messenger RNA, 791 nt
Organism: Hypomesus transpacificus
Lineage: Eukaryota; Metazoa; Chordata; Actinopteri; Osmeriformes; Osmeridae
Gene: dctd
Product: dCMP deaminase
Exons: 7
Coding region: 120-752 (210 amino acids)
Biological process (GO): dUMP biosynthetic process; dTMP biosynthetic process
Cellular component (GO): cytoplasm
Molecular function (GO): dCMP deaminase activity; zinc ion binding
Source: RefSeq, a predicted model, not a curated record
GGUUUAGGCGCGGGAGAGACUUUCCAGCGUGUAGUGAAGUGGUAGUUCUUCUACUGCAAGAUCAGAGCCGCUGACGUUUAACAAGAAAGACAACUUUUACACGCUCUUGUUUUCCAAAGAUGAGUCAAGAAAUAAAGCUAGAGACCCCAGAAGAGUUGACCGGAUCACAAGGCAGCGACAAGAGUGGGAUGUGUGAUCAUGUUGUUACACCCAGGCUCCAGGUCCAGACCAGGAAGAGAGAAGACUACCUGGAGUGGCCUGAAUAUUUCAUGGCUGUAGCCUUCCUCUCAGCUCAGAGGAGCAAAGACCCCAGUUCACAGGUCGGGGCCUGCAUUGUGAACCAAGAGAACAAGAUUGUUGGCAUUGGUUACAACGGCAUGCCCAACGGCUGUGACGACGACCUGUUGCCGUGGUCACGCUCGGCAACAGACAGGCUGGACACCAAGUACCCUUACGUCUGCCAUGCAGAGCUGAAUGCCAUCAUGAAUAAGAACUCAGCAGAUGUGAAAGGCUGCUCCAUGUAUGUUGCUCUCUUCCCUUGCAACGAAUGUGCUAAGCUCAUCAUACAAGCAGGUAUAAGGGAGGUGAUUUAUCUAUCAGAUAAGUACCACGACAGCCCGGAGAUGACAGCGUCCCGCCGCCUGCUGAACCUGGCCAACAUUCUCCACAGGCAGUUCAAACCAAAGCGCAGCCAGAUUGUCAUUGAUUUUAAUACCAUCAACCUCUCCAGCGUGAACACCACCACGGAAUGAAAACACUCACCUUGGAGACAGAGGGAGAGAGAGAGAGUG